AUGAGUGCUAAUAAAUUGAAACAAAAUUAUGCUAUUCGACAAUUACAAAUUGACGAUGUUGAGGAAAUUCUUUCUUUAGCGACAGCAGCGGUCGAUGAUGCAAGUCGUCAUGUUAGAUUCCGACUUCGAUAUGAAGAGUUGGAGGAUAUUCAUGAAAAAUUUCAUAACACUCACAAUUCAAUUAUUUCAACCAUUUCAGUUUUAGAAAACCCUGAUUUAGUGUCAGAAAAACAGAUAAAGUCAGCAUUCAAUGAUACAUAUUUCACCAUAAAAACCAUUUAUAAUAAUUUAUUCCCCACAAUCAGUGGUGAUGUUUCGGUCAAAUCCUCGAAAGUUACACCUAAUGUCAAACUUCCGAAGAUUUCUUUGCCAUCAUUCAGCGGAAAUUAUAAAGAUUGGACAACCUUUCAUGACAUAUUCACUAGUUUGAUUCACAAUAAUGCUAAUUUGUCUGAUAUUGAAAAAUUCCAAUAUCUUCUAAGUUCCUUAAAAUCCCAAGCUUUGUCAUUGUUGAAAGGUUUUCCAUUAACAGCACAAAAUUACCAUAUUGCUUUCGACACCUUGACUAAACGUUAUCAAAAUAAACGUCUUUUGGCGAAUUCAUAUUGGCAAGAUAUCACGAACAUAUCAAAGUUGACAAAUGAGUCGGUUGAAGGUUUGAGGAACCUACUCGAUACAUUCUCUGAGAAUUUGUCAUCUUUGAAAAACUUAGGUUUGCCAGUUGAUCAAUGGGAUUUUGUACUUUUUCAUAUGAUUAUUCAGAAACUAGAUAACGCUAAAAUUAAACGUUUUGAAUUACAAGAAUGCUCGUCAGAUAUUCCAUCGUUCCGAAAUUUACACAAUUUCCUUCUGAAUCAGUGCACCGCUUUAGAAUCUGCAGCUCUCUCUACCUCCAUUAAACCCAAAUACAGUCCACUUGCUCAAACUCAAACCAAACAGCAAAAACCUUCCUCGAGUAAAUCAACCUCCACUUUUCUGGCUCAAACUAAUAAUAUUUCUUCAAAAAUAAAAUGUAAUUUUUGCAAUUCACCGCAUACUAUUUACAAAUGCUAUUCAUUUCUGUCCAAAACUCCAACUGAAAGAUUGAAAAUUGCCCAAAGUAACAAUUGGUGUAUUAAUUGUUUGCAUUCAGCGCAUGACAUUUCGAAAUGUGCUUCUAAAUCAAGUUGUCGCACUUGUUCUAGGAAACACCAUUCUCUGCUCCAUAUCGAUUCCGAUGAAAAUGAAAAACAAACCUCUCCCUCUUCUUCUGAUAUCAAUUCAUGUAACUCAGCUCAGAGUUUCACUACCACUGCGUCUUCCAACGUUCUUCUCGCUACAGCUCAAGUAGAAAUUCUCGAUGCCUGGGGGAAUUAUAAAACUGUCAGAGUUCUUUUAGAUAGUGGUUCCCAAACUAAUAUAAUUACUAAAAAGUGUGUUGCUUCACUAGGGUUAACAUUAUCUAAAUCAUUUCUAUGCAUAAAAGGCAUAGGAGAAAGAUCAUCACCAUCAACUUCCACUGCCACUUGCACAAUCCGCCCCCGAGAAGGGAUUCACCCAAUCUUUACCUUCGAUGCUGUUGUCAUCCCAAGAAUAUGUUCAGACUUGCCAAACUUCACAACAAAAUUUUCAUUCCACGAUUCACUGAAUUUGGCGGAUCCAAAUUUCAAUAAACCUGGUAGUGUCGACAUACUUCUGGGAGCUGAAAUAUUUCCCUCUUUACUUCUUGAUGGUCGUCAAGAAGGUGGAGUAGGAGAACCUUCAGCACUCGAAACUGUUUUCGGUUGGGUCUUGAUGGGUAGAACUCAUUCUUCUUGUAAGGUAGUAAAUUCAUUGCAUGUGACUCUAGAUUCAUCUCUGAACGCAACUUUGAAGGCAUUCUGGGAACUCGAAGAACUUCCAAUUUUGGCAUCAGAAUCACAUUCUCCCGAUGAAAUUCUCUGUGAAGAGAUUUUCAAGAAAGAUAUCUCUCGAGAUUGUAAGACAGGUCGUUUUAGUGUAUCAUUACCCUUCAAACAAUCAAUUCCCGUUUCAUUCGGUGACACCUAUUCAUUGGCAUUGCGUCGUUUCUUGUUGCUGGAGAAACGACUCAAUAAAGAUUCCUCUCUGCGGAAACAAUAUAGUGAUUUCAUGAAAGAUUAUUUGGAAUCUGAUCAUAUGACAUUGGUAGAUUCAAUGCCUUCUGAUGAAUUCUCCUAUUUUAUCCCACAUCAUUGCGUUCUCAAACCCGAUAGCACUUCCACCAAACUAAGGGUUGUGUUUGAUGCCUCAUCAAAGGUGGCUGGUCAUUCAUCUUUGAAUGAUUGCCUUCUUACAGGCCAAAAGUUGCAAAAGGAUAUUGCCACCAUCCUUCUCCGAUUUCGUACACAUAAGUUUGUCUUCACGGCCGAUAAACGACAAAUGUAUCGGCAAAUUCUGAUUCAUACGAAUCAUCGUAAAUAUCAGCGCAUUCUCUGGAGAUUUUCACCUUCAGAAUCCAUAAAGUGUUAUGAGUUAAACACUGUCACGUAUGGGCUGUCUUCGGCUCCUUUUCUAGCGCUUCGAACCUUGCGUCAGUUGGCUAUAGAUGAAAAAGAUAGUUGUCCUUUAGCUUCUAGGAUCCUUGAUGAGGAUAUAUACAUUGAUGAUGUCGUGUCAGGUUCCGAUAAUGUUCAGAAUGCCAUUGAUCUCAGAAAUGAGCUCAUUUAUCUUUUGAACAAAGGGGGCUUCGAAUUGCGAAAAUGGGCCAGUAAUGAGCCGGAAAUCCUCGAAGGAAUUCCAAUAGAACAUCAGCUGAUGCAGUCAUUUUCAUUCACUGAUGGGGAAUUCGUGAAGAUUCUUGGACUUUGCUGGAAUCCGAAUAUCGAUACUUUUUCAUUUGUUACAUCUAAAAUAGAUUCCAUUUGCACGAAACGUAGCAUAUUAUCACAACUUGCUCGAACUUACGACCCCUUGGGCUUCUUAACUCCUUUUACUUUUUUCAUGAAGCAUCUCAUACAGGUUCUUUGGACUCAAGGUUUACAGUGGGACCAGACCCCUACUUCUGACGUCGUAAACUGUUGGAAUCAAUGUAAGUUUGAACUUUCUCAUCUACAAAAUCUACGUAUUCCUUGUUGCAUUUUUCCAGAAUCAUAUACCAGAUGUGAAUUACAUGGAUUCGGUGAUAGUAGUGAAAAAGGUUAUGCAGCAGUCGUCUACUUUUGUUUCUUUUAUUCAUCAGGACAAAUUGAAACUUUUCUUAUUUGUGCAAAAUCCAAAGUUGCUCCCAUUAAGCGCAUAUCUCUUCCUCGUCUGGAGUUAUGUGCUGCUCUAUUAUUAGCGAAACUUAUUUCUUUCGUAGUCUCAACCUAUCCAACAGGUAUAUUUUCUGACCUAUUCGCCUGGUCAGAUUCAACCGUUGCUCUAUCUUGGAUAAAAUCGUCCCCUCAUAAGUGGAAAUCUUUUGUGAGCAAUCGAACCACAAAAAUUCAAAAUCUUGUUCCCCCUGAAAACUGGUUUCAUGUUAAAUCAGAGGAUAACCCUGCUGACUUUGGCUCUCGCGGUUUAACUCCGCUAAAAUUGAUAAAUUGCAGUAAGUGGUGGUCGGGACCAGCUUGGUUGAGAUCGAACCAAAUUCUGAGCACUUCAUUUGUUGAUUCGGAAGAUUCUCCUCUCUGUUCGGAAGAAGAACGGAAAAUUGUCCUGAUAACAUCAGUUCAGGCAUCAUUGACUGAUGACCUAAUAACAAAGUUCUCAUCUCUCCCGAAAAUUCAACGGAUUUUAGCAUAUGUCUUAAGGUUCUGCUUCAAUACUCGAAAUUCUUCAUCGCCUUGCCAAGGCAAGUUGACUUUUCCGGAGCUAACACAGGCCUUACUUUUUCUGGUGAAACAAGUUCAAGCAGAUAUAUUUGUCGUGGAAAUCGAUCAGCUUCGAAAAGGUAAACUUUUAUCUAAGCCCCUCAGAAAACUGAAUCCUUUUCUUGACUCAGAUUAUGUUCUCAGGGUGGGCGGUAGAAUUUCUCUUUCAGGGCUCUCUUUUGAGAGCAAACACCCUGCCUUACUUCCUUGCCAACAUCCUCUGACGGACCUCAUAAUUCGUCAUUUCCACCUUAAACACCUACAUCCAGGUCACCAAGCAUUGCAAUACCUUAUUUGUCAGCAAUUUUGGAUACUUUCAUCUAGGCGAGCUAUACAUCGGGUGCUCUCCAAAUGUAACACUUGUUUCCGUUCGAAUCCUAAGCCAGUUCAGCCGUUUAUGGGAAACUUGCCUUCUAGCCGUUUACACCAGGUAAAGCCAUUUCAAUGUGUUGGUGUUGAUUUCGGUGGUCCUUUCCUCAUCACUAUGACAAGGUCAAGAGGUACUAAAUACACAAAAGCAUACGUUUGCCUUUUCAUUUGUUUCGCGGUUAAGGCAAUACACUUAGAGUUGGUUUCUGACCUUUCUUCAGAAGCGUUCUUAGCAGCAUUACGACGCUUUAUAGCACGUAGAGGUCGGUGUAAUCGAAUAUUUAGUGACGGUGGUACCAAUUUCCGUGGUGCCUACACUCUUUUACGUACUUUGUUCCGCAAUGCUACCGAGGCUGAAAAUAUUGAUUGGAGUUUCAAUCCUCCAUCUGCACCUCACUUCGGCGGUCUCUGGGAAGCUGGCAUAAAAUCAGUGAAAACACAUUUAAUGAGAGUGAUAGGUGAGCAGAAAUUGACUUAUGAAGAACUGUAUACGGUUCUGACACAAAUUGAAGCGGUUCUAAAUUCACGACCCCUCUGCCCAUUGAGCAGUGAUCCAAAUGACCUAUCCGCCUUGACACCGGGUCAUUUUUUGACUCUUGCACCCUUGACUGCGCUACCAGAUGAUGAUUUGUCCCAUUUACAAAUCAAUAGGUUGUCUCGAUGGCAAUUGCUCUCGCGGCUUCAUGCUGAUUUUUGGAAACGUUGGCACACCGAAUAUCUACAUACGUUACAACAACGUCAAAAGUGGGAUAAACAUUCAGAUUCCACCCUAAAACCAGGAAUGCUUGUCCUCAUCAAUGAUGGACCUAUUUCUCCUUUGCGCUGGCGAUUGGCAAGAAUCGAGAAAUUACAUCUGGGUACAGAUGGAAUAGCUCGUGUAGCUACCAUUCGCACAAGCCAAAGUGUGCUGCAACGACCUAUUGUAAAGUUGUGUCCAUUGCCACAGCAAUAG
Molecule: messenger RNA, 5115 nt
Organism: Harmonia axyridis
Lineage: Eukaryota; Metazoa; Arthropoda; Insecta; Coleoptera; Coccinellidae
Exons: 2
Coding region: 1-5115 (1704 amino acids)
Biological process (GO): DNA integration
Molecular function (GO): nucleic acid binding
Source: RefSeq, a predicted model, not a curated record